AUGGACUCGGCCACAGACCAGACCAUCCUGCGCCAUGAGGUGGCCGAGGUGGCCUUCGGCUUCUACAGCGACGCCGAGAUCCGCGACCUGAGCGUCAAACAGCUCACGAGUCGCCUGAGCUUCGACUCGCUCAACAACCCCGUGGUGGGCGGCCUGUACGACCCGGCGCUGGGCCCCGUGGACUUCAACAUGAUCUGCCCCACGUGCCACCAGACGCAGAAGGAGUGCCCCGGCCACCUGGGCCACAUCGAGCUGCCCGUGCCCGUGUACAACCCCGUGCUCUUCGGGCAGAUGCUCAACCUGCUCAAGCGCAAGUGCUUCACGUGCCACAAGUUCCGCGUGGCGAGCGCGCGCUCGCGCGUGGUGCGCGUCAAGAUCCUGCUGCUGGACAACGGCUUCGAGAACGAGGCGGCCCAGCUCAGCGAGCUGCUCGAGCAGCGCAACGGCGUGGAGGACGAGCCCCCGCAGCGGACGUUCCAGCGCCAGCAGGCCAUCCUGGACGAGUACGAGCGCCUCGCGCUCUCCAAGAGCGCCAACAACACGAACGGCAAGACGCAGCUGCUGCGCCCGCUGCCGCGCCUCGCCGAGGUGACGCGCGAGAAGCUCGCGAUCGAGUUCCUCAAGGGCAUGAAGAACAAGUGCGAGAACUGCGGAGCCAUCUCGCCCGCAAUCAGACAGGAUGCCAAUGCCAAGAUCUUCCUCAAGGGCCUGAGCGCCCGCUCCCGCAAGGUCAACCGCUCCAAGAACCUCACGGUCACGUCGGCGCUCGACACGAUCCGCGGCAACGUGUCGGACAACGGAGACGAGUCCAUGAGCGGCGACGACUCCGAGUCGGAGAUGGAGAACGAAGACAAAUACGCGACGACCGAGGACUCGUCGUCCCGCAGCAAGUACCUGCCUCCUCUCGAGGUGCAGUCGCAGCUGCAGCUGAUGUGGCAGAACGAGGACGGCCUCAUGGAGCUCCUGUACGGCGACCGCAACAUUGCUAGCGGCCGUGUGACUGGCCGCAAGGCCGAUGGAUGGCGCAAGUUCUUCCUUAACGUGAUCCCCGUGGCGCCGUCGCGUUUCCGUCCGCCCGUGUUCAUGGGCGACAAGCAGUUCGAGCACGCGCAGAACUCCCACCUGUCCAAGAUUAUGACCAUGAGCGAGAGCAUUGUCCAGAGUGACUACUACAAGCGCCAGGCGGCCACCACGUCGGACGAAGAUGAUGCCGAGAAGGAGCAGCAGGUGAACCUUUCGCGCAAGCUUGCGCUGUGGACGGAGCUGCAGACGGCCGUUAACCUCCUGGUCGAUAGCAGCAAGGCCAAGCCCGGUACCGAUGUCGCGCAGGGUAUCAAGCAGGUUAUUGAGAAGAAGGAGGGUCUGUUCCGUAAGCACAUGAUGGGUAAGCGUGUGAACUACGCCGCGCGUUCGGUUAUCUCGCCCGACCCGUACAUUAGUACCAGCCAGAUUGGUGUGCCGCUUCGAUUCGCCAAGACUCUCACUUACCCUCAGCCCGUGACGCCAUGGAACGUGGAGGAAAUGCGCCAGCUCGUUAUCAACGGACCUGACGUGCACCCCGGAGCGAACUUCAUGGAGAGCGAGAAUGGCCGCCUUAUUGACCUGAGCAAGCGCACGCCGCACCAGCGUGAGGCGAUCAGUAAGACGCUGCUCACGCGCUCUGCAAGUGCGCAGGGUACCAGCAAGAACGGCGUGAAGCGCGUGUGGCGCCACCUGAAGACCGGUGAUGUCGUGCUGAUGAACCGUCAGCCGACGCUGCACAAGCCCAGUAUUAUGGCCCACACCACGCGUGUGCUCACGAACCCGAAGAUGCAGACCAUUCGUAUGCACUACGCCAACUGUAACACGUUCAACGCCGAUUUCGAUGGUGAUGAGAUGAACAUGCACUUCCCGCAGAACGAGCUUGCGCGUGCUGAGGCAUACAACAUUGCGUGCAACGACAACCAGUACAUCGUGCCGACGGACGGUUCGCCGCUGCGUGGUCUUAUUCAGGAUCACGUUGACUCGGGUGUCAAGCUUACUCAGCGCGACACGUUCCUGACUAAGGACAUGUACAUGCAGCUUCUGUACAACGCCUGGGCCAGUAUGGAGGACGCUGGCGUGGAGAAGGCCCACAUCGAGACCGUCCCUCCUGCCAUUCUCAAGCCUCAGCCGCUCUGGACGGGUAAGCAAGUUAUCACUUCGGUGCUCAAGCUGCUCACGAAGGGUCUCCCGCCUCUCAACCUGGACAGCAAGGCUAAGAUCAAGGGUGAUCUGUACGGCUCGGCCAACAACGAGCACAUCGUGAUCAUUCGCGAUGGAGAGCUUCUUCAGGGUGUGCUCGACAAGAGUCAGUUCGGAGCGAGCAUGUACGGUAUGGUCCAUGCUUGUUACGAGGUGUACGGUGCUCGCAUCGCUGCCGAUUUCCUGUCGGCUCUUGGUCGUCUUUUCACGUGCUACCUGCAGUUCGCUGGCCAUACCUGUGCUAUGGAGGAUUUGACGCUGAACAAGCCUGCUGAGAAGCGUCGCCGCAAACUUGUGGAGGAUUCGGAGGUUCUAGGCGAGGAGGCCUAUGCCGAAUUUGCUGGUCUGACGGAGCUGCUCGAAAAGAAGCGUGCGUCUGAGAAGGAUGGCAAGAAGCGGCGCAUGAACGAAGGUGAGCGCGUUCAGAUCCGUGAGCGUAUGCGCACUCUGCUCUCUGGACCGGACGCCGAAAACAAUGCCAAGGCUCUGGAUGCGCACAUGAUGGGCUGCGUACACGGAUCCAACAGUGACAUUAUCAAGACCUGUUUGCCGUCGGGCCAGUCGAAGGCGUUCCCGAAGAACAACUUCUCGCUCAUGGUGCUGACCGGUGCCAAAGGAUCCAUGGUUAACCACUCGCAGAUUACGUGUGGUCUUGGCCAGCAGGCUCUUGAAGGUCGUCGUGUCCCUAUCCUGUGCAGUGGUCGUUCGCUUCCGUCGUUCGAGCCGUUUGACCCUGCCCCGCGUGCUGGUGGCUACGUUACGGAUCGUUUCCUGACUGGUCUGCGUCCUCAGGAGUACUACCACCAUUGUAUGGCUGGACGUGAAGGUCUUGUCGAUACGGCUGUGAAGACCAGUCGUAGUGGUUACCUCCAGCGUUGUCUGAUUAAGCACCUCGAGGACCUCCAGGUUGGCUACGACCACACGGUGCGCAACAGCGACGGCGGCGUGAUCCAGUUCCUGUACGGUGAGGAUGGUAUUGAUCCGGUGCAGAGCGCUAUGCUUUCGGGCAAGGAUGCUCAGUUCGACUUCCAGGCGAUGAACCACCGCAGUAUUUCGCACAAGUACGGCAUCAACGCCAAGUUCUUCGAGAACACGAAGCUGGACAUCAUGAAGCCGUUGAAGCUACACCAGGAGGUCCGUGAGGCGAAGGAAAACAACUUCGCGAGCACGUCUUCUGUGCUUAAGGCUGGCGGAAAGGUGAUGGCACGUCGCUUGAAGCAGGGCGAGACCAAGUGGAAGCGCGGCAACAUUGAGCUCGGCUUCCACGCCGCUGAAAUUGUGGCGCUGGCUGAGAAGAACGAGGAUGGUCGCGAGUGCAAGUAUGACAUUAAGUAUCUGGACACGGGCCUGAAGGCGUUCGGCGUUCCGCGCACUACCAAAUUCAAGGCUGGCAAGCCGACGAACGCGACUCGUGCUAUGUCUGGACGCGUUGACAUCAUUAAGAUGUUCUUCGAGGAGCCGGUCAUGCAGAGUCUGCCGCUGAGCGAGCACGUUGGUUUGAUCUCUGAGCGUAUCCAGGACAAGCUGCGCAACUACAACAAGCGCAACCCUUCAAGUUGCCUAGAGUUGCACCUGAAGAAGAAAAAGAAGAGCAAGAAGUCCAAGAAGAGCAAGCGUGCUGCUGAUGAUGGCGAGAUCGACCGUGAGGUCAUGCAGUCGAAGCACGUGGUGAGCCCCGACGCUUUCCAGCUGCUCGUGUGGGUUAACUACUUGCGCAGCAUGUGCGCUCCUGGUGAAAACGUUGGUAUCCUUGCUGCGCAGGGUAUCGGCGAGCCGUCGACGCAGAUGACGUUGAACACAUUCCACCUUGCUGGUCACGGUGCUGCUAAUGUGACGCUGGGUAUCCCGCGUUUGCGUGAAAUUAUCAUGACGGCUAGUCAGAAGAUGUCUACUCCUAUGAUGACGAUCCCGCUUCGCGACGAUGUGGAGUCUUCAAGGGCACAGGAGGUUGAACAGCGUCUGAACCAGGUUGCUCUGUCAGAGCUGAUCAACAACACCAACGGCGUUCGUGUGAAGGAUGAGUUCCACAGCAGUGAGAAUGGUAUCUUGUGGGUGCGUGACUACCAAAUCCGCCUGACCUUCUUCCAGCUGAAGGAGAUCAAGCGUGUUUUCGGACUGAGCGCGGACCAGGUCUUCAACUCUGUUGGCCGGGGUUUCGUGGGCAAGCUGCUCACUCUGAUCUCCCGUGAGAUGAAGAAGAGCGGCGUUACUGUUUCUGCUACGGCGGAGAAGAACAACUUCAACGUUCCUUCCAGCUCCGAGAGGAAAAAGAAGAGCGAUGAUGACGACGAUGAUGACGAUGAGCAGGGUACGCUCCGUUUCGGCAGCCGUGGUGAAGUCCAGGGCUACGGUGAGAUGGACGAAGAAGAUGAGAAGAUCCGCAAGUCGCAGCUUGCCGAUGACUCGGACAGCGACUCGGACGAUGAGUCUUCUAGCAAGAAGAAGAAGAACAAGAAGACCAGUGCUGACAACGAGUUGGACGACAAGACCAUGGAGAACGGAUCGGGUAAGGCUCCGAAGAAGGCUUUUACUGCUAACGGCAUGGAGUCCCUCGAGGUCCCGAUUAGCGUGCGCAAGAACCCUUACUUCGUGUUCUGUGGACGCAACGAGAAGGAGAACUUCGUGGAGCUGCACCUGCGUUUCCCGACUCACUCUAAGACGCUUCUGAUGGUCCCGCUUGUCGAGAAGGUCGCCAAGCAGGUGCUGGUGCAGUACUGCCCCGGCAUUUCGCGCUGCUACCUGAUCAACCAGCGCAUAGGUGAGGCGCAGGAGGAGAAGCCAUGCGUACAGACGGAGGGUCUCAACUUCCAGGAGAUCUGGGGCUUCGACGACAUCCUGGACGUCAACAACCUCGCCACCAACGACAUCUACCAGGUGCUGCACACGUACGGUGUGGAGGCUGCGCGCGCUAGUAUUUCCAAGCAGAUCAUGGACGUGUUCGGCGUGUACGGUAUCAGUGUCGACCCGCGUCACCUGAGCUUGCUGGCUGACUACAUGACUGCGCAGGGCGGCUACAUGCCGCUCAACCGUAUGGGCAUGAACAACAAGGGCUCGUCCCUGCAGCAGAUUACGUUCGAGACGUCCAUGAAGUUCCUGUCCCAGGCCGCCAUGGGCGGUUUGGUGGACAAGCUGGAGAGUUCGUCCGCUCGCCUGGUGUUUGGCCAGCCGCCGCGCGUGGGUACGGGCAGCUUCUCGCUUUUGCAGCCCAUUGCAUUAUAA
Phytophthora sojae is the source of this 5442-nucleotide messenger RNA. RefSeq lists its product as hypothetical. The record is from RefSeq and is a predicted model, not a curated record. The transcript has a single exon. Bases 1 to 5442 code for a protein of 1813 amino acids. Gene Ontology annotation, cellular component: RNA polymerase I complex. NCBI's taxonomy places the organism in Eukaryota, Oomycota, Peronosporomycetes, Peronosporales, Peronosporaceae. Gene Ontology annotation, biological process: DNA-templated transcription. Gene Ontology annotation, molecular function: DNA binding; DNA-directed RNA polymerase activity.